Messenger RNA from Chlamydomonas reinhardtii, 879 nucleotides. RefSeq lists its product as uncharacterized. The record is from RefSeq and is a predicted model, not a curated record. NCBI's taxonomy places the organism in Eukaryota, Viridiplantae, Chlorophyta, Chlorophyceae, Chlamydomonadales, Chlamydomonadaceae. The transcript is spliced from 2 exons. Bases 170 to 625 code for a protein of 151 amino acids.
GUUCCUGUAUACAUCUAUUCUUCCUCAGGCUGAAGCAGAGGCUGCGAAGUCCGACUUCAGUGCAGUUCCGACGCGCCAACAAAGCUUGUCACAGCUUUAUAAAACCCACCAAACGUUUUGAAGCUUGCGUAUCCUAAUAUCCCUUUUCAACACCACCUGUCAGCUGUCGAUGGCCCAGCCGGCUCCAGUUCACGUCGUCCUUGGAAACAGGGCGACCGUUUUCACGGACGCUGCAGCAUCAUUUCAGGCGGCUCAGUCUGCAGCUCAAGCUGAGGAUGCAGCUGCGCCAGCAUGGGCGAAGAAGAUGGAAGAGGACCUGAAGAAGACUAUGGAGCGGGUUGAGGGCGAGGUGAAGAAGCUGCGCAGCGAGCUCGUGCCCUAUCGCGCCGCGGCUGCGCGCUCGCACAACAAGGCCAUCAUCAACGACGAUGAGGCCCUGCUCGAGGUCCCCGCUGCCAACGGCGAAGUUCCGCCCGACUUCCCCAAGACCCGGGGCGCCGUGAAGGCCCUGAACGGACAGCAGCUUAAGAACCUCCUGGAGGCGUACGGCGUCAAAGAGAUCAUGCGCGAGACGCAGGCCCGCCGCAUGCAGCUGGGACCUGUGCUCGGCAUCAAACAGGCAUAAAGCCCCUCGCUGCACGCCGACGGCCUCGCGCUGCUCAAGGCGGGCGAGGCGCCUCACGGCGGCGCGGCGGCCAGCAUCGUGGACCACGCCGUGUACACGUGGGUGGCGUGGCGUAGCAGUGGUAGGGGUGAGGGCCUGUGGGGGGCUGUGGGGGGCAUGAAGGGACGGGGUCAUUCAUUCCAGAAGCCAUAUCAACCUGCAACUGGGGUUGCAAUCGGGGACCUGCGCGUGAGGUGCUGUUGUCUUAUCUCCUC